GCCCACAUACCAUUUGACUGAUGCGAAUGAUUGUUCCACUGCUACACUCGUCAGUUGAAGGCAUAGCAUCAUCAUCUCCCGCGGAGCACCAUCUACAUCAGAAAACAUGUCCAACUACAUCACCACUCACAAUGCCGAAGGCAAAGCCAUCUUCUCCCCAGCGUCUGCCCCGCAUCAUACGCUCCCCAUGCAGCCUGGGGUAGACCCCGAGGUAGCGGGACUCAACAUACUCUACACCACCUACUCAUUCCCUUCCAAUCUCUCCACCGACAAAGACAUUGAGCAGUAUCAGAUCGACAGGACCACCGGGAUGGCACCUGGACAGCUUUCUCAAACGGGAACUCUGUCUAUGAUCAUUACCAUGGCACCCGAUUCGACAGCACCAAUGCAUCGGACCAUGACCUUGGACACCAUCAUCAUCUUGGAAGGGACUGUCGAGUUGCACUUGGACUCGGGGGAGACGAGGACGAUGACUGCGGGCGACACCAUUGUCCAGAGAGCCACGAUGCAUUCGUGGAAGAAUGUCUCGCCGAACGGCGGGAAGGUGAGGAUGAUGGCAAUGGCCCAGCCCAUUGUAGCGCCUUUGGAAGUUGGAGGCAAGAAGUUGGAGACGGAGUGGAUGAUUUGAGUGCGAUGCAGACUUUUUUGAUCGUGCCAUAGUCCGUCAGUCGGAGGUCGGUUCAGAUCGUGUUGAUCCAAUCUCCCAAGUAAGAAAGAGAGCGAGUGUAUAGCAUUACCAUGCCUCUUCAUUCCUGCGUUCUUCCAUUUCCUACAGUGUAGACAAGACACGUUUUUUCAGCCUCGGCCACGUGACGCUGUCGACGUUUCCGACCAUCUCACAAUCUUCCCGCUACUCUCAUUGACGUGGUGUCCAGCGAGUGUAUCCGCCCGAGCCCAGCCUCUCUUUCGUCGAAGGCAUCGUGAGCGGACAAGGUGGAUUGGUGGAAGACGGGCUUCAAGGCGUGGAGAGGGUCGCGGUGUUUAUGAGUCGUCUAGGGCCGAUGGCCGAG
Molecule: messenger RNA, 1010 nt
Organism: Sphaerulina musiva SO2202
Lineage: Eukaryota; Fungi; Ascomycota; Dothideomycetes; Mycosphaerellales; Mycosphaerellaceae
Exons: 1
Coding region: 107-628 (173 amino acids)
Source: RefSeq, a predicted model, not a curated record